AGUGUAGAGUAAAAUAAUUAAAGUUUAGUUGAACUUAAUAUUAAUACAUUUUAAUCUACAAGUACAAAAGAAUUAGUACAACUUUUCAAAAUCUCGAUAUUGUUAUUUUGUUUGAAGAUAUGAGAAGUGAUUAGGAAGCUCAAUUCACAAAACUACCUAUUUAGAAAAUUUUUUUGUGGAAUGCUGUGUAGCAGAUAAUUUGAACUGUAUACUGGUCGGUUUUGUUGCAAGUGAAAAUGAUCAAUGUACAAGGUAUUCGUCGUAAUGUUAAAAAUGCUGUUCGAAACUACACUGAUGCUGAAGUGAAAGUGCGAGAAGCCACAUCUAAUGAUCCAUGGGGGCCUUCCAGCACUCUUAUGAGUGAAAUAGCAGACUUGACCUACAAUGUAGUUGCUUUUUCAGAAAUCAUGAAGAUGGUCUGGAAACGUCUCAAUGAUCAUGGGAAAAACUGGAGGCACGUGUAUAAAGCCCUAGUUCUUCUAGAAUAUCUUAUUAAAACAGGUUCAGAAAAGGUUGCCCAGCAGUGUAGAGAAAAUAUAUUUUCUAUUCAGACUCUUAAGGACUUCCAAUACAUAGAAGAAAACAAAGACCAGGGCAUGAAUGUUAGAGAAAAAUCCAAACUUUUAGUUGCAUUGUUAAAGGAUAAUGAAAGAUUAAGCAAUGAAAGGGCACGAGCUCUGAAAGCCAAGGAAAGGCUUGUACAGUCCUCCAGCCAUUCUGGUUCUCUUGAUGCUGAUAUGUGUGUUUCUUCUUCUGGGCGAGACUCAUUUGGUUCACCAGAUGGUGCUAUGUCACCAGGAGAAUUCCCUGGGCAUGUAACAUCUUCAUCAGAGUUGGAAAAUGCAAGACCUCAGACUUCAGGUGAAGAGGAACUUCAACUUCAAUUAGCUCUAGCUAUGAGCAAAGAGGAAGCGGAUCAAGAAGAAAGAAUGAGACAGAAUGAUGAACUACGACUUAAAAUGGCUCUGACAGAGAGUGAAGUAAGCUACAGUCAUACAGACAACACCCAAUCUUCUAAUACAUUCACCACUGUUACUUCAGACCAAUCUGUAAUGGAUGACUUGUUAGGUCUACAAUUGGGUAAUGAAAGUGAGGGUACAUCUUUUGAAAAACCAGAAACAACUGAUCCUUGGGGAAUGCCCAGAACAAUCCAACCAUCACAGAUUGCAGAUCCAUGGGGUUUACCAACUACUCAACCAUUGGUUGAUACAGUUAAUGACCCUUGGAGGCUUCCUGUCUGCUCUGCAUUACAUACAAACAAAGUUCCAGUACCUACUAAUACUCCAGCUACAGCUAAUGAUCCUUGGGGUGGAACACCUGUAGUUUUAUCUGCAGCUACCAAUUCCUGGGGCAGCCAGCCUGUUAUCUCGGACCCUUUUGACAUUUUUGCUCCUGCACCUCCACAGAGAUCAAAGUCAAGCUUAGGAGAACUAGAAGACUUUGAAUUGAGAAAACAAACCUCAGGUUUUGAGAGUUAUAAUAUUGUUCGAGAUGAUCACAGAACAAUGUCUCCUAACCCACUUGAAAUCUUAGAGAUAAGAGGAUCCCACUACUCAGAUCUAGAGCAGCAAAAGGUGAAGGAAGCUAGAAGAACACCAGAAAGCUUCCUAGGACCAAAUGCAAACCUUGUUAACUUGGAUUCAUUAGUAAUUACCAAACAAAUGGAUCAAGCAUCAAGCACUGCUACCAAUCCCUUUGCUGGACAGACCUACAGUAAUCCCUUUGAAGCAUUAAGGGCUCCACCUCCAACAAUUAAUCAACUGAGAAUCCAACAACCUAGGUUUGCUUCGGAGUUAACAGGACCGACAAAUUCACAAUCAGUCCUUCCACUGGAUGGUUUGGCAUCAUCCUCACCUUGGACCCCAACUAAUAAUCCUUUUAUGUAACAGAACAAAUACAUAUUGACCAUUUAGUUGUUCUGGCAAGCAUUCAAGCUUUAGAUAAUUUAUUGUGGUAAAAAAGUAUCAUUUUAUCAUAUAUUGCAUUCCUUGAAAUAUUUCUUUUAAUACUGUUGUGGAAAUAUCUGCAUGUUUUUGAAUUAUCAGCUUUUAUACCAAAACUAUAAUCCUUCACCUGUUGUGCUCAAACUAAGUUUGUUUAGUAGGUGUUUACUUUGAAGUUUAAUUUAUUUUUGUUUGAUUAGAAACUCAGUACUCAGUGUAUAAAGAUGCUUUAUCUUGCAUUUCCUUUUUUAGUCAUACUUUACUGAGUUCAGAUUUUUUAGGUCAUAAUCCAACCAGUUUCAGUAUAUGUAAAAAAAAAAAGUAAAAUUUGGAAGAUGUGAAAUGAAAACGUGUUUAUGACAGAGGAACUUGUAUAUUAAUUUUUAUAAUGUUCCUUAGUAAAAGAAAACAAAGAUUUCAAAGGGAUUAAAACUGUCAAUAACAUAAUAAUGAAUGUUGGUAAUGUAAUGUAAAAUUUUUAAUCAUUCCUCAGUGAUAAACUUUUGAAUCAAAGUUUUUCUGAUUGGAAAUUUUUCUAAAGUAAUCAAAUUAAACGAAUAAUUGUGAAACAUGUGGUAUUGAAAAUGCUGCUAACAUUUAAGCUGACAUAAUUCAAUAAUGUAUAAGUUACAUAAACUGUCUUGAAUGAUGUCAUUAAGUUACUUAAUCACUUAUGAUAAUAGGUAGGCAAACCACAAAUUAUAAGCAUAAGGAAAAGUUUUAUUGAUGGUGUAACAUACUACAUGUUUUAACAGAAUAUUGAGCUGUCUUCCUUAUGCUUAUAAAUCAUUGUUUACCUACCUAUUAUUGUAUUAGCAUAAUGUAUUUCCUUACUCAAGUAUAAUCACUUAUGAUAUAAUUAUGCAAAAGGAAGAUGUUACAUUAGUGCUUUUUGAUACUUUACAUGAUACUUGUAUGAAGUAAGAUAUUAACAGUCACAUAAUUAUAUUAAUAUAAAUCCAUGAUACAA
Molecule: messenger RNA, 2913 nt
Organism: Limulus polyphemus (Atlantic horseshoe crab)
Lineage: Eukaryota; Metazoa; Arthropoda; Merostomata; Xiphosura; Limulidae
Product: epsin-2-like
Exons: 9
Coding region: 237-1886 (549 amino acids)
Biological process (GO): endocytosis
Cellular component (GO): plasma membrane; clathrin vesicle coat; endosome
Molecular function (GO): clathrin binding; phospholipid binding
Source: RefSeq, a predicted model, not a curated record